Molecule: messenger RNA, 2550 nt
Organism: Closterium sp. Yama58-4
Lineage: Eukaryota; Viridiplantae; Streptophyta; Zygnematophyceae; Desmidiales; Closteriaceae
Source: the annotation of a GenBank genome assembly
AUGGCUUCUGGCCUCGCGUUUGGAGCAAGUUGCUCGUUUGGCCGUUGGGGUCAACGGGAUUAUGGGGGUCAUGGGGGUCAUGGGGGUCAUGUGGGUUUCGACUCCCUGCCGGCACACACCUUGACGAGGCUUUUCUCGACCUCGCACGGUGCUGACGUGGCUCAAUCGAAUCCUGAGGUCAUCGCCUCAGCUGUUCGACCAGGCGAAGAUGGGGGGGGUGACUAUAGUGAGGGUGCAGCAGUGGUUGGCGAUAACGAGGGUGCAGCAACGGGUGACAAUAGCGCGGGUGCAGCAGAGGUGGAGGAGCCGAGCAUACCGGUUGUGGCGAUGGCUGACAGCCGUCCGAUCGUUGUGAUCGUAGGGCGUCCAAACGUUGGCAAGUCAGCUUUGUUCAACAAGCUGAUGCGGCGCAGGGAAGCUCUGGUGUGCGACACCCCGCAGGGCCACAUGACCAGAGACGUGCGCGAGGGCGUGUGCUCCUUCUUUGGGCUCCGCUUUCGGGUUUUUGACACAGCAGGACUCGAACCCGCGACCUCUGCUUCUCACCAGGGCCAUGAUGGUAGUGGGCAGGGAGAGAUUGGUGGUGUGAGUAGGGUUAUGGGAUUUACUCCGAGCCUGUUGGGGAAUCUACCAGAGGCGGAUCGUGUGGCGAUGGAGGCGUCGAUUCUGCAACGAACGGCUGAGAUCACAUCGUACUUGCUGGGGCAGGCAGCAGCGGUGCUGUUUCUCGUGGAUGCCAGAGCUGGCGUUCAACCUGCUGACGUGGAGGUUGCUGAUUGGCUGCGCCGCUCCGUGCCAAAGCAUCGGGUGGUGCUGCUGGCGAAUAAGUGCGAGGGGCUGGGCGGCGACAGCACCGGCCUGCUGGCCAGCCACGUGGCUGAAGCCUAUUCGCUGGGGUUUGGCGACCCGGUCCCGAUAUCUGCCGAAUCUGGAGAGGGAUUGGAGGACCUAUAUGCGGCUGUGAAGGGACCCACCAAUGGACUGGCCCUGACUGCUGCUUUUGAAUUGGGUGAGCUUCAGAAGGGAAUCAGGCAACCUCGUGUGAUGCGAUGCAAUGCGAUGCUUUCCCUCCUUCCAACGGUUCCCGUGGGUGGUGUUCUGUGCAGCACAGGGAUGAGUCAACGCACAGACAGGGGUGACGACUCUGCGCCGCUGUCUGACGACAGUGAGCACUAUGUUGCGCUAAAUGGUGAUGCUGCUUAUGCUGCUGGGACUCUGGAUAUGACAACAUUAGGUGCAGCAGAGGAGGAGGAGGAGGUGGAGGAGGAGGACGAAGCAGCAGCACAAGCGUUGUUAACAUCCUCAGCAGCAGCAGCAGAGCCAGCAGCAGGGGCGGCAGAGAUACCCCUACAGCUGGCGAUAGCAGGUCUGCCGAACGUGGGCAAGUCAACGCUGGUCAACUCGCUGCUGGGCGCCCACCGCGUGCUGACGGGGCCAGAACCGGGACUCACGAGGGAUGCUGUGCGGAUCAGCAUCACGUACCAGGGCAAACCCAUGUGGCUGGUGGACACGGCUGGGUGGGUGAAGGCAGCACAGGCGAGGCAGAAGGGGCCGGUGUCGCUGGCUCGAAUGGACAUGGAGAGGAGCAUUGGGCGCGCGCACGUGGUGGUGCUGGUGCUGGAUGCUGCUGUGGAGCAUCGGGCAUGCGCAUGUGGUGGUGCUCAUGCGCAUGUGGUGGUGCUCAUGCGCAUGUGGUGGUGCUCAUGCGCAUGUGGUGGUGCUCAUGCGCAUGUGGUGGUGCUCAUGCGCAUGUGGUGGUGCUCAUGCGCAUGUGGUGGUGCUCAUGCGCAUGUGGUGGUGCUCAUGCGCAUGUGGUGGUGCUCCAAUCAGAGCUUCCCGAUUCUUGUUUUGAAACUUCCAUUCCCCCUUUUUUAUCUGCAUGUAUUCCUGCCAAUCACCUUCUGCCAGGUGGCGGAGGAAGAGAAGUCUCUGAAAACAGCUGAGAGGUCGCUGGCGCGGUGGGUGUGGGAGGAAGGGCGCGCGUUGGUAAUAGCGGCCAACAAGAUGGACGCGGUGGGGGGCGACAGGGACAAGCGGUGGGUGCGCAAGAAGGUCAGACGGGCCGUGCCUGUGGAGAUCGCUGCACUGCUUCCGCAGGUGCACAACGUGCCGAUAGUGUUCACGUCAGCACUGCACGGGGAGGGAGGCAAGGAGCUCAUGCAAGCAGUGUCAGAUGCGUACGACCGGUGGAACACCAUGCUGCCUGCUGCGCGCCUCAAGCACUGGCUGCCACAGGUUCUCAGGAAGCUUCCUGGAUCAUGCACCGCAGCUUCCGUAAAGAGCAUCGUGCAAGUCAAGUCACGCCCGCCCACCUUUGUGGUCCGAGUAACCGCUGCUGCUGCAGGGGACCGGUCUCUCGCCCGCUUCUUCUCCUCCAAGAUUGCAGCUGACUUUGGGUUUGACGGCGUGCCGACCGUGGUUAAUGCCGUUGCUGCUGCAGGGGACCAUGCUCUCUCCCACUUCUUCUCAUCCAAGAUUGCAGCUGACUUAGGGUUUUACGACGUGCCGGUGCGUGUGGUGCUAAGAACCAAGGAAGGCACCAGAUGGUGA